Messenger RNA from Prunus armeniaca (apricot), 465 nucleotides. The record is from the annotation of a GenBank genome assembly. Lineage: Eukaryota; Viridiplantae; Streptophyta; Magnoliopsida; Rosales; Rosaceae.
AUGCCCAAGUUCGCACCUACAAGACCAAGCUGUUUCGACGGUCUCAGUCAGGGAGAUCACGCUUGGCAUGACGACGUGUUGGAAGUUAGCGGACGGUGGGAAGGCGACGUUCGUGACGGCCCACUUGUUCCCGUGACCUAUUGCCCUGUAAAUGACAUCAGUAAGCAAUUGGAGCUUGGACCAGACAUGGCUAAGGUCCGUCGUGCUUUGAACAUCCCUCAAAAGUUUUCGCGAGUGGCGCUGGCUGUUGAGCGAGUACCGAGAGUACAGGAAGAGUGUUCUGCUGAAUCUCCACCAAAGAGAAAGGCUGCUAGCAAAUCUUCCAGAGGUGAAGCCACUUCUUCGCAUGCCAAGAAUGGGUCUCCAUCGAGGAAGAAGCCAAGGCUCCCUUCUGCUGAGAAGGCUCAAGUGGGGUCUGCUCCGUCAUCAUCUGCCCAGGGUCAAGCAUCUCGUGGGUGCAGAUAG